AUGGGAAAUGCAGUGUCUCCAUGUUUCCAUCAAAGUUCAAGAGCUUCAUUUGUGAAGCUAAUCUUCUGGGAAGGAACCACAAGAAUCUUAACAGGCAGCAGCAAACACAUAGCUGGAGAGAUCAUGUUUGAGAAUCCAGACAUGAUGAUUUGCCAUGCAGAUUCUUUCUUCAUUGGUCAUCCUGUUCCAUCCCUGGCCAUUGAUGACGAGCUCAUGCCAGGCCAGACCUACUUUGUUCUUCCAUUAGAUCGCUUCGCAUUCAAUGUUUUGUCAGCCUCUUCUCUUGCAGCCUUCAGCGCUAGCCCUAAACGAACCCCUAUUAAUUUCGGGGAGUCUCCUUUCCAGUACAUAAAGGGUGCGGACGGUAGGGUUUUGAUUAAGGUUGUGCCGGAAUUUAUAGCAAGACUUGUAAAUAAAGGUGGAGAUCAAGAUCAAACAGGUUCUAGUGGCCCUACUAAUAGUUUUCUUUGUAGCACUCCAGAGUUGAAGAAGCAUUAUGAACAGCUGGUUGGGUCAAAAGAACAAACAUGGUCACCUAAACUCGAUACCAUCUCAGAGUACAAAAUAAG
This is a messenger RNA of Populus euphratica (Euphrates poplar), 569 nucleotides long. RefSeq lists its product as uncharacterized. The annotation marks the transcript as partial. The record is from RefSeq and is a predicted model, not a curated record. Lineage: Eukaryota; Viridiplantae; Streptophyta; Magnoliopsida; Malpighiales; Salicaceae. The transcript has a single exon.